Molecule: messenger RNA, 3834 nt
Organism: Fopius arisanus
Lineage: Eukaryota; Metazoa; Arthropoda; Insecta; Hymenoptera; Braconidae
Exons: 3
Coding region: 1296-3734 (812 amino acids)
Biological process (GO): potassium ion import across plasma membrane; regulation of monoatomic ion transmembrane transport
Cellular component (GO): plasma membrane
Molecular function (GO): inward rectifier potassium channel activity
Source: RefSeq, a predicted model, not a curated record
CAUUUUAGUUCGUUCGGUUGGGUGUUGUCAUUAGAAAUUUGAGAUGAGUGAAUCGAGAAGACGAGAGAAUUGUGACUGUUUCAGGUGAUACCUCCGAGAGGGGCGAAUUCAGAAGUCGGAUAAAUAAUGCGAUUAUUUUAUAAGUGCUGAGUUUUCAUGUACUUUGGGGAAUUACAUACCUUAUUGGGGUUACAGCGUAGUCUUUCGUAGUGGUUUAAUCGGAGAUGCGUAAUCAGCGAUUCACGGUGAAGUUGCCAAAGAAAUCAUUUCAUCUCUUGAUAACAAUUCAGCGACGAGUCUUGUGAGAUAGGUGCGAGUGAACAGUGAUAAGGAGGACAGCGGGCCUUGUCAGUCGUCUGCGUCUUGUCGCCGCUGACGUUUUUCGGUGUUGUCAUUGUCAAAUGGUAUUAUUCAAUGAUACCAAUUCGAGGUGCAAUCCAGAUGCCAUUCAUCGUGCCAAACAAUUAUCAGAGAGUACUUGAGCCACUUCAAAGUGACAAGUGGUGACGUUCUAGUUUGAUUUCUCUCGGAUGAUAAGAAAGAUCUUAUAUGAUAGUUGGAAAAUUGUUAUAUUUAUUAUCAGCAAGAUGAUGGAGAUGAUUGGAAUUAUUUUGAGGGAUAGAUCUUGGAUAAGUGGAAGUGCAAGUGUCAAAUGCAAAAAUAGGAAUGGACGCUGUCAAUCUUUUGAUGACGACACCUGAGUACACGGAGAAACACUGGAUGUUUCAUGUUGGAUGGCGAUUUUUUUUUCGCAAAUAACAAGAGCAAACUGGACGCUUAGUGGCUGAUAAGUGACCGUCAGUGGUCAGGUGUUGGAAGAGCAUAUAAGACGCUACAUGCCAGCCCCAGAACAGUAUCAGUUUUGUCACGUUCCAGUAGUUAUAUUGCACAUGAUAGGCACAUUCGGAUAUUUGAAGCUAUUACUCUUUGUUAUUUUUUUUUCCUUUUUUUUCAUAACAAAGGAUAUAGGAGGAAUUGUCAGCAUUUUUGAGGAGAGAAAAAAACGGUGGAGAAGGAAGAGAGAUAAUUUAAUACCUGGGGCACAUUCAGAUUGGCUCUUGUGUCGUUGAUAUUCAGUUGAGACUCAUGGUCGAUGGGUAGAGUUCCUGGUGGUGCACCUGACCCAAUUUCUCAGCGAUUCGCAUUCGACGCGAUAAACUGCCUCUUGGAUCAAUAAGUCAUUAUCUCGGUCUUGCUGGAGAGCAUUGAGUUAUCUAGUAUCAAGGUUACUGAGACAUUUUACUUCGUACUUAUUUAAAGGUCAACAGUGUCGUUUAUUUUUGAGAUAACGUUUCAUGGGGAAUAAUAAUCAUUCUGGGGAAAUGAAUGGUGAUAUGAAGAGUAAAAUAAAUAAUGGCAAUUCGGCCGGUCCAGAGAGUGGUGAUGAUCAGAAAUUACUGCCGUCCAAGUGUCAAAUUCCGGUUGUCAUCAAAGUUGCCAAGAGCAAUUGCCAGAGUCCGAAUCCGUCGUUCAGGAGCAGGAGUAGAUAUCGAUCGGGCCCAGUGCGAAAAAUUCGUCGUCGAGCGGUCCUGAAGAAUGGUGAAUGCAAUGUCCUACAGUCCCGGAUAUCCCGCCGCUCCCUGCGUUUUCUCCAGGACAUAUUUACAACUCUGGUGGAUACCCAGUGGCGUUGGACACUCCUGUGCUUCACCCUGAGUUUUGUUUUGUCUUGGCUGGGUUUUGCUGUGAUCUGGUGGCUUAUUGCCUUUACCCAUGGUGACUUCGACGAGAGACAUCUCCCAGGGAUGCAGGAGUUGAAUCACUGGACCCCCUGCAUUCACAAUGUCCACUCAUUCACGAGCUGCUUCUUGUUCUCCAUCGAGACACAGCAUACCAUUGGAUACGGCAGUAGAGCAACAUCCGAGGAGUGUCCGGAGGCAAUAUUUGUCAUGUGCAUACAGAGUAUCGCUGGAGUGAUGAUCCAGGCAUUCAUGGUUGGCAUUGUAUUUGCAAAGAUGAGUCGUCCCAAGCAGCGCACACAGACACUCCUCUUCUCCAGAAAUGCUGUAAUAUGUCAGCGAGAUGGUGAACUGAGUCUAAUGUUUCGAGUCGCUGAUAUGAGAAAAUCGCACAUCAUUGGGGCAACUGUGCGGGCCCAAGUUAUUCGCACGAGAACAACUAAAGAGGGUGAAAUAAUGGCGCAGCAUCAGCAAGAGCUCGAUGUUGGUACUGAUGGGCACAAUGGCAGUAUCUUUUUUAUUUGGCCCAUGAUGAUUAUCCAUAAAAUCAAUUCGAAUUCACCGUUCUACAUUAUGUCAGCUGAGGAUAUGUUGACUGAGAGAUUUGAGGUGGUUGUCAUACUGGAGGGAACAAUCGAGUCGACUGGACAAACUACUCAAGCACGCUCGAGUUAUCUCCCCCAGGAGAUACUCUGGGGCCACAGAUUUGAACCGAUGGUCAGCUACUCCAAGGAGAGACAGGGAUACGAGGUGGAUCAUUCAUUGUUCAAUACAACCACUCAGGUGGAUACACCUUUGUGCUCGGGACGUGAACUAGCUGAGUUCUAUCGUGUGCAAGAUGAAUUGCGUCAUGGGAAUGGUUUUCCCAUGGACGAGGAUCUCUCGAUGGAGCCAUAUCACGAUAUUCAUCAUUAUUACCCUCAUUCCCAUCAUCAUCGACAUCCGGGGAUUAAUUCGAGCUCGAUGGUGAGGACUGAGAGCACUAAAAGUGAUAAUAGCCUGGAGGAGAAUAAUUUUAGUAGAGUAUUUCGUGAGAGUCAGCAACGUUUGCCAAGUCCACACUUAUUACCCCAAUCUCAUCGUGACUCGGGAUACAGAGUAGUUGAGGUGGAUCCAGAUGCCAUUCACGUGAUGGGGGACAUGGAGCUUCAUCAAUUACCCGAGGCAGUUAAUCGGGAAAUUCUGAAAAACAGCCGGGAAAUAGUGUAUGAGGAGGAGGGGAGGGAGGGGGAGAUGCGUGAGGAGAAUUUUGUGAGAUCAGUGAGUGGCAGAAGGGCUGUGCCGAGGUAUCCCCUGUUGGAUGAGGAGAGGAGAUCGCUGGGUGGCUCCAGGAGAAAUCUUAAUCACAAAAAUUAUCCUCAUCUCGAGGAUGAGAAGAGAUCGCUCAACGGAUCGAGGAGAAAUCUGAGUGCCUCGAGAAAAUACAUUUUAGUGCCUUUAGAGAGACCAGACUGCUGGAAUGGAAGUGCUAGGAAUUUGUACGUCGGUAGUCGUGAAAAUUUAAUUGGAUCACGAAGGAACACUGGCAGCCGGGAGCAUUUGAAUUUAAUGAGGAGGAAUAUAAAUGGUGUGACAAAUGGUAAAGGGAGUAGGGAAAUGUCGGAUGUGAGAGUAAAGCGUUAUCAUCCAGUAGCACAUAUUGAGGGAGAAAUGGAAAAACCCAAGAGAUUGGUAAAUCUGAGUGAUGCACCGUCAAGACAGUCCACAAUUACACCUUUGUCGGAAUCAAUAGUUUCACCCAAUGACAUUAUCGUUACAAUACCAUCUGAGUCUGUAUUAACGCCAGAAUCUGGUUUUGCUGAGAGCCCUCACUCUGGCUCGAGCCCCGAGUCUCUCAGGAAGGAACUACCACUUCCUGCUAAUUCGAUUAUUUCACGGAAUCGACGGAGUUACGAGAACGCACAGCUCCAGGAUGUCAAUCACACGAUGACGAGAAAUAGCAGCUCUGGCAGCGGCACUGACAGUGAUGACACUACCAAGGAUAUUGUGACAAUCUGUGGGAAAGAGAGUCAUAAAAGUCAUUGUAAACAAACUGUGUCGCAUACUAGUGUUUGACGUACGUUUUUAUGUAGGUUUAAUAGAUAUAAUUAUUCACUUUUAAAAAGUCAAAAAAAAAGUGUAAAAAAAAUCAAUAGAAAGACCAAUCGCUUGCAAA